Messenger RNA from Asterias rubens (European starfish), 7969 nucleotides. Its product is annotated as alpha-2-macroglobulin-like. Gene Ontology annotation, molecular function: endopeptidase inhibitor activity; calcium ion binding. Bases 230 to 7702 code for a protein of 2490 amino acids. Gene Ontology annotation, cellular component: extracellular region. Lineage: Eukaryota; Metazoa; Echinodermata; Asteroidea; Forcipulatida; Asteriidae. The transcript is spliced from 43 exons. The record is from RefSeq and is a predicted model, not a curated record.
CCUUUCCUUCCGUGCAUCAACCGAUGGUCAACUUGAACUAGUCUAAAAUUUCAUUGCCAACCGGCUGUCGUCUGCCCACCAGUUUUGUUGCCACAGUCCUGUUUGGACUUGGGCACAUUUCAUAGCAUUCUUUAGAAACACUGCAAACUGUUGCUGUACCCAAGUACUGACGAAAAAACCUCACCAGACUUUUGACUAGCUGGAUUUUGGAACUCGCACAAAAGUCAAGAUGCAAAACCUCAGCCUUCUUUUUGUAUUAGUGUCUUCUUUGGUCUUUCACGGGUUAGUUACGGGCCACUCCGAUUCGGAAUCGUCGGAAGAGGAUGAUGAACACGAGGCCACUCCAUUUGGCUACCUUGUAGUAUCACCGAAAGUCUUAUUCUCUGGGAAGAAUGCAUCUAUCUGUGUUACAAUCAGUGGCUCAUCUGAGCCUGUGGAUGUCACAUUAAGAUUCAUGGAGGACAAUGUGACCCAGAUUGCCGCCUUUCCUCUGUUCAGUGUUGAGUUCAGCACAGCCUGCUCAACGAUUCAGGUCCCGACUUUUGAUGAAUCUCGCAAGAAUGUGAUCCUCAAUGUGCAGAUGAAGCGAUUUGCAUCAAUGGAGACUGAGUUGAUGGAUGAGAAGACAGUCACUAUAAUCAAGAAGGGCUCAGAGACUUUCAUUCAGACUGAUAAACCUAUCUACAAACCAGGCCAAUCAGUGAUGUUUCGAGUUCUCACAUUGGAUGAAAACUUAAAGCCAGAUACAACACCUAUUUCUCAAAUCUGGGUUGAGACCCCCUCAAAUAUCCGUGUUGCCCAGUGGCUAGAUGAGGUGGGAGAGGAGGGCCUUGUAGACCUCAUGGUCCCCAUGAGUGCCAACCCACCUCUUGGAGAGUGGAAAAUUGUGGUCAUACGUGGCAAGGAAAGGACUGAGCGAACAUUUAAAGUAAACAAAUACGUACUUCCCAAGUUUGAGAUUGUUGCAACCAUGCCCCCCUUCAUUUUGAUUAAUGCUAAGGAGUUUGAUGUCCGCAUAUGUGCAAGGUAUACCUAUGGUCACCCAGUGAGAGGUGCAUUCAGUGCAGACAUAACAAUUGAACAAUAUCAAAGCUGGUACAGCUACUACACAAGGGAGAGACCAGUGCUCAGAUUUGAAUCUGCUGAUACGGGUGACUCUGGUUGUGGCACGGUCACAGUCAGUGGGGAAGAGCUUUAUCUGAACUCCAGUGACUUUUCCAUCUGGAGCAGUCAACUCAAAGUGGAUGUUAAUUUCACUGAAGAAGCUACAGGGGUGACUCUCUCCGAGACCAUUCUGAGCAAGAAAGGUUUGAUCACCACAGAUCCAUUGGUUCUGGCUUUUGAUGGACCAUCAACCUUUAAACCUGGGAUGCCAUUCAAUGUUGCUCUGUCAGUGAAGUAUCCGGAUGGCACACCAGCAUCAGGUCAAGAAGUAACAGUUACAGCCAGGACAGGUUAUACUAAAGAGAUCUUCAACCAGAUUUACACAUCGCCUGAAGAUGGCUUGAUCGAUGUGGCUCUUGGAGAUUUGGACAUCAACAUUACCUCUCUGGACAUCUUUGCCGUUGCAAAUGGCUUCAAGAACUAUAAUUCAUCUGAUACAGGUUACAACUAUCUGUACAUCUACGACCCGAUUGCCUCACUCUUUACUGAGGCUAGCUACUCCCCGAGUGGAAGCUUUGUGCAGGUUGAACCUGUUGAUGAGAAGCUUAGGCCAGGCACUGAGCAAGAGAUCACAAUUCGCUACACAGCAGACACCGAGGAUGAUGAAGCUAUUGACUGGUACUUUGUGUUUAUGUCACGAGGUGAAAUUUUGCGGGUUCCUGUGGGUAAUGUUGAAGAAAAUGUAGCACGACGGAAAAGAGAGAGUGAGCCAUAUUUUAUUGAUGACAUCUUUGGUCCUGACCCCCCAGAGACUGUGAAUAUCACCACCCCUGGGCAGCUGCAGUCUAUUCAAAAGAUAUUCAGAGUGUCAGCAGAUAUGUCACCUAUAACCAGGCUACUAGUAUAUUACAUUCGUGCAGACCAAGAGGUUGUUGCUGACAGUGUAACAUUUGACGUCCUACCCGUGUUUGAGAACGAGGUGACCAUUGCCUUUACAAGUGAUGAGAAGACCCCAGGAGGCAAGGCAACUCUCAAGCUCUCUGCUGCAGAGGGCUCUCUGUGCUCAGUAGGUAUUGUCGAUAAGAGUGUGUACGUCUUAGAAGACCCUGAGACCAUCACCAAAGAUAAAGUUUUUGAUAAAAUACGGGAGACUGAUCAGCGUUACAACAACUAUUGGACUCCCAAUCAGAGCAAUCAUUGUCCAAAUGAGUACCCCUAUUGGUGGUAUGGUGGUGAUGGUCUCGAUAGACGUCGCCGUAAGAGGACCAGUGUCCCAUACUUUGGUGGGGGAAGCGUGUAUGACGAUUCAUCAAAGGCUUUUAAGGAUAUGGGAUUACUCUUCCUUACCAAUCUCAAGGUGGAAACUCGGCCUUGUAACACUGGUCAACACCCAGUGGCACUACCUUAUUACUCUGAAGCUGGUGGGGCUGGUGGUUUAGAUGAUGUAGGUUUUGGGGGAGGUGCUGAGCAAGAUUUGGCGGCUUCAGUAAGAAGUAUCUUCCCGGAAACCUGGCUAUGGAAGCUUGUCAGAAUAGGUGAAAGUGGAGAAGGUGAGAUUGACCUUGAUGUGCCACACACCAUCACAGACUGGAAGAGCAAUGGAUUCUGCACCUCCACACAGUCUGGUUUUGGUAUUUCAGAAACCAGCACCCUACGCGCCUUCCAGCCAUUCUUUGUCUCCUUGACUCUCCCUUAUUCUAUCAUCCGUGGUGAAGAGGUCCCAAUUAAAGCUACUGUGUUCAACUACUUGUCUGAGGAGUGCCUUGUGGUAAGGGUUACAUUGCUUGAAUCAUCAAAGAUAGGCGUUGCUGGGAACACCCUUACACACUCUGUGUGUGUCUGUGCUGGAAAAUCUGAGACUAUUGAGUUUGAGGUUAUGGGAAAAGCUGUUGGAGAGGCUGAAAUUGAAGUGCAUGCAGUAUCAGUUACUGAUGAUGAGCUGCUGUGUGGUAAUGAAGUCGCCAUGAGUAAGGACACGGGAAUCUCUGAUGCAGUACGCAGGAAACUACUUGUUGAGCCAGAGGGAAUUCCCAAUGAAUACAGUAUUAACAAGUACUUCUGUCCAAGCGAGUUGCAGGGUUCUUCAUACAUCGAGAAGUUUGGACUGUCUGUUCCACCAAAAGCUGUUGAAGAUUCGGUCAGAGGAGUGAUGACAUUGACAGGUGACAUGCUGGGACAGACCAUAAGCAAUCUGGAUAAUCUGCUGCAGAUACCAACAGGCUGUGGUGAACAAAACAUGCUGGGCUUUGUUCCUAAUAUUGUUGCCAUGCAGUACUUUACCAAGAGUGGUACACUGACAGAAGAUUUGCGAUUUAAAGCAGAGACUAACUUGAAGAAGGGCUACAUGCAGGAGCUCAACUAUCGGCACAAGGAUGGAUCUUACUCUGCAUUUGGUGAGAGUGAUGACUCCGGCAGUACAUGGUUAACGGCAUAUGUUGUACGCUCAUUUGCCCAGGCAGCCAAAUUCAUCCACAUUGAUCAGACUGAUUUAGAUGUUUCCCUGGACUGGUUGAAAGAGAGGCAGAAUGUACGAGGAUGCUUCAAUGCAGUAGGCAAACUGUGUCAUAAAGCCAUGGCUGGUGGGGUCAACAAUGAGAUCACAUUGACAGCCUACGUUGUGAUAUCCAUGUUGGAAGCGGGUGUGGCUCCUGAGGAACCGGUUAUUCAGGCAGCAACUGAGUGUCUAGAGAAUGCGGCUGAUAAUUUGGUUGAUACCUAUGCUACCGCUCAGCUUGCCUAUGCUUCAGCCUUGACUGGUCACAGAGAUACACCCAGUUUGAUGUCCACCUUAGAUGAGCUUGCUGUAGUUGAAGGUAAUCUGAGGCAUUGGGUAAGCAACAGGAAUGACUCAGCCGAGUUUUCCACGUACUACCGUGCGUCUCAGCAGGCCCAAGAGAUUGAGAUGACUGCCUAUGUACUCCUUGCAUCCAUUGAGUACAUGCCAAUUCAACAAGCUAGGGUAAAAGGCAGUCAAAUUGCACGCUGGCUCGUCAGUCAGCGAAGUAGCAACGGAGGAUUCUCAUCCACACAGGACACAGUUGUAGGCCUUCAAGCCCUUGCUGCUUAUGCUGGCCUCCUGAGCUCAGAUCCACUGAAGAUGAGGGUAGAGUUGAUGCAAAGUUCUAAGAAGCUGCAUCAGUUUGAACUCCUGGAGAAGAACAAACUAGUGAUGCAGGAGAGGGAACUGGGUGUGCCUAAUAAUUACAUCAUUAGGGCUAGAGGAAGAGGGUGUGGUCUGAUACAGUUCACAGUCCACUAUAACUUACUACCGAUUACUCCGCCAUUAGCACCCUUUACACUGACCAAGAGAUCUCAAAACCUGGACAAUAAGUGCAAACAAUUUUCAAUGAAUCUGUGCGCCAGUUACUCCGGACGCGAUGAGGCAAACAUGGUAUUAACUCAGGUCACAUUGAUGACUGGAUUCUCCCCUGAUCCAUCUUCCAUUGAGAAUCUGAGAGCUCAAUCAGCAGUCAGUAUAAUCAAACGAAUUGACACAGAGGGUAAAGUUGUCAGCUUCUACUUGGAACAGGGCCUUGACAGUGAGCCAGUUUGCUGGGACUUUGUGGCCACCCGUGACUUCGAUGUGAAGAAUGCCAAGCCAGGCAUAGUGAACAUUUUUGAUUACUAUGAGAAAGAUCUGGCUAUCUCUGAUUCCUUUGAGUUUGACUGUGACGUGAUGCCUGAACUAGAACCAGAUCUGAGAACCGAGGAACCCAUUGCUGGAGGCUCUGAUGGAGAACCAAUGCCAGUUGAUCCUGAUGCAAAACCAGAUCCAAUGCCAGUUGAUCCUGAUGCCAAACCAGAUCCAGUACCAGUUGAUCCAUUGGCAAAACCACAGCCAAUGCCAGUUGAUCCUGAUGCCAAGCCAGAGCCAAUGCCAGUUGAUCCUGAUGCCAAGCCAGAGACAAUGCCAGUUGAUCCUGAUGCCAAACCAGAACCAAUGCCAGUUGAUCCUGAUGCCAAUCCAGAACCAAUGCCAGUUGAUCCUGAUGCCAAACCAGAGCCUAUAACAGUUGAUCCCACUGGCCAACUAGAACCAAUGCCAGUUAAUCCUGAUGCCGAGCCAGAACCAAUGCCAGUUGAUCCUGAUUCAAAACCAGAUCCAAUGUCGGUUGAUCCUGAUGCAAAACCAGACCCAAUGCCAGUUGAUCCUGAUGCAAAACCAGACCCAGUGCCAGUUGAUCCUGAUGCAAAACCUGAGCCAAUGCCAGUUGAUCCUGAUGCAAAACCUGAGCCAAUGCCAGUUGAUCCUGAUGCAAAACCUGAGCCAAUGCCAGUUGAUCCUGAUGCAAAACCAGACCCAAUGCCAGUUGAUCCUGAUGCAAAACCAGAGCCAAUGCCAGUUGAUCCUGAUGCAGAACCUGAACCAGAGCCAGUUGAUCCUGAUGCCAAGCCAGACCCAAUGCCAGUUGAUCCUGAUGCCAAGUCAGACCCAAUGCCAGUUGAUCCAGAUGCAAAGCCAGAUCCAGAGCCAGUUGAUCCAGAUGCAAAACCAGAACCAGAGCCAGUAGAUCCAGAUGCCAAGCCAGACCCAAUGCCAGUUGAUCCAGAUGCCAAACCAGAUCAAAUGCCAGUUGAUCCUGAUGCCAAACCACAGCCAAUGCCAGUUGAUCCUGAUGCCAAACCAGAUCCAAUGCCAGUUGAUCCUGAUGCAAAACCAGAUCCAAUGCCAGUUGAUCCAGUGGCAAAACCAGAUCCAAUGCCAGUUGAUCCUGAUGCCAAACCAGAUCCAAUGCCAGUUGAUCCAGUGGCAAAACCAGAUCCAAUGCCAGUUGAUCCAGACGCUAAGCCAGAGCCUAUGCCAGUUGAUCCUGAUGCCAAACCUGAGCCAAUGCCAGUUGAUCCCACUGGCCAACGAGAGCCAAUGCCAGUUGAUCCUGAUGUCAAACCAGACCCAGAGCCAGUUGAACCAGAUGUUAAACCAGAUCCAAUGCCAGUUGAUCCUGAUGCAAAACCAGAUCCAAUGCCAGUUGAUCCUGAUGCAAAACCAGAGCCAAUGCCAGUUGAUCCUGAUGCCAAGCCAGACCCAAUGCCAGUUGAUCCUGAUGCAAAACCAGAGCCUAUGCCAGUUGAUCCUGAUGCCAAACCAGACCCAAUGCCAGUUGAUCCUGAUGCCAAGCCAGACCCAAUGCCAGUUGAACCAGAUGUUAAACCAGAGCCAAUGCCAGUUGAUCCUGAUGCCAAGCCAGAGCCAGUUGAUCCAGACACUAAGCCAGAGCCUAUGCCAGUUGAUCCUGAUGCCAAACCAGAGCCUAUGCCAGUUGAUCCCUUUGGCCAACCAGAUCCAAUGCCAGUUGAUCCUGAUGUCAAACCAGACCCAGAGCCAGUUGAUCCUGAUGCCAAGCCAGACCCAAUGCCAGUUGAUCCUGAUGCCAAGCCAGACCCAAUGCCAGUUGAACCAGAUGUUAAGCCAGAGCCUAUGCCAGUUGAUCCUGAUGCCAAACCUGAGCCAAUGCCAGUUAAUCACACUGGCCAUCCAGAACCAAUGCCAGUUGAUACAAGUCAUCAUUUAGAUGGUAUUCCCCCUCGUCAAGUAGUUGAAACAACUGUAACAUUCCAAACAACUGAACCCAGCAUAGCUACCACAAGGCCCCCAACUACUACUGCUAUAAUUGCAGAUACAUAUUGCAUGUUAUUCCCAUCUGUCUGUGGUGAUGGAAUCUGUAUCGAUAGUGAAACUGACGACUCGUUUUAUCAAUGUGAAUGCUAUGAUGGAUUUGUCUUCUCAGAAGAAAUAGGACUUUGUGUUGUUUCUAUGCCGACAACUACUGUGAGUCCUACAACAGUGCCUACAGUUUCUAUGCCGACAACUACUACAGUUCCUACAACAGUACCUGCAGAUUCAUAUUGCAUGAUACUGCCAUCAGUGUGUGGCGAUGGUGUCUGCGUUGAUGUUGAAAAUGGUGAUGCAUUGUAUCAAUGUGUCUGCUUUGACGGAUUUGUCUUCUCAGAAGAAAUAGGUCUUUGUGUUGAUAUUGAUGAGUGCAGUGAGGGUUUAUGCAACGGUGUGAACAAAGUUUGUACCAACUCAGUUGGAUCCUAUGAGUGCUACUGUGAAGUGGGUUAUGAAGAAGACAUAAAUGGAAACUGCACAGAUUUGGACGAAUGUUCCUUUGAGGAUAUCUGUCUUAGCGGAAACAGCUCCAAUAAAGUGUGUAUGAAUGUUCCUGGGACCUACGAAUGCAACUGCAUGGAGGGUUUCCAGGAAGAUACAAACGGAGACUGCUUUGAAUGCCCAAAGUGUGCCGGUGAACUGCCAAGUGGAUUUGAAGAGAAUAUAUGUGAAGCAGACUACAUUUUUGGCACGAAGCGUAGAGAUGAUGGAUUACUGCGUAUUCUGAUUGAGUUGACUGAAGUAGAGAGGAAGGUUGGAGAUGCUCGCUACAUCCAACCAGUUAUAGACAGCCGCUGCACCUGUGAAGAACUCCAAUAUGGAGACCGCCUGUUGGUCUUGACAAGACUGGACAAGGUUGAUAUACAACAAUUGAAGAAGAAGACAAUUGAGACAGUGGACCUAAGAGGGGCCUACAUUAUAGACUUGCAGCCCAGCACCAAACAGCUGGUUAGAACAGCUCGAGCAGAAUGCUCUGCAAAAUAAGCAUUCUAAUGAAAGUCUCCAACAUUGAUGAUCUAGAACAGUUUAUUGGGAAUUCAUUUGAAUUGUUGUAAUGGGAAGUUUAUCAAAGUCUGCCAUGGUUUAUAAAGGAAAGCUUAAGCAAAUCCUCUCCCCUUGAAGUCCAAUUUUGAUCUUGUUUUUCAUUUGGACUACGCCAAGCUAAAGAUAGUGGAUUUUAAAAUGGAAAAUGCUUUCAUGAACCCCUUCUCUCUUCUUGAUACCUCCUGGAAAUUACAAUAAAUAAAGACA